GAAGUGCUGUUGUUUAUUGUCGCUAACUCGACAUUUCUGUUCAUCAUGUCUCGUUUGCAGACUCUUAUCUGUCAUUAGAAGCAUCUGGAUUUUCCGGUGAACUACUGCGUUUUGUUAGCAGCACGCUAGCGGGCCGUUGUCAGCCAGGACCCAGAAAAGCAGCAUCAUCAUCAAUGGUGUGUCUACAUCCCGGAGCCGUCACAAUUUCCUGUGUCCGCUCAAUGAACCAUCUCCUCAGCUCUCAUCGCAGCUGCACAUGUAUGGCGUUUGCGAGGCUCGGAGGGGAGUUUUGCCAAGCCCAGCACCUACUGCUUAUUGUGGACAAGUGAAGAGGAGAUACCAGCUAGGCGCAAACACUGCGAUUGGCGUGCACAGGUCCUUACUGCCAUCCUGUUCAACCCAUAUGAAGACAAGCCAACCUUCAGCCUGUCACCUUUCCUGGGGAGUAGGAGAGGCUUUGGUUUCAUCCCAGGAAUUUCCUCACAGCUCUUCUCGUUGCCUGCGUCUCCUUUCUUCUUCUACUCUGAUUCGUACAAGUCUUCUCUGAAUGGGCUAGCAAAUUUGAAAGAAAGGAAGGACAGAUCUUUUUUUUCUGUCUUCAUUUUUUCCUGGACUUUGGGCAUCCUUUCUGCAGUCUUUUUGAUCCCAAAUGUGCUAGAGUUUAAUUGUUUUUAACCAAGCCAAUUUAACUUUUUCCUUCAUUGCCAAGAACAUUUUAGACCCCAACACCCCCUCCCCCUAAUUUCUGUUCCAGGAAAUUUGACUUUUUUGUUUUUUAUUCAGACUUUUUGUCAUCAAAGGGAUAACAUAUUUACAGUCGUUGCCCAUAAAUCAUACAGAUUGGUUAGGGAAAUGAAUUGAAGUGAUUUUUAUUUUAGUGAAAUUCUUUUUUAUUUUUCCUUUUUUAUUUUACACAAUCAAAAUACUUUCACGUUGAUUCCUUUACUAUUAUUUGAAGCACAACCGGUUUUGGAUCUUUUUUCCCCCUGCACUGAUAAAUCUUUGAGGGUCCAAAAAUGAACCGACCAGCUCCAGUGGAGAUCUCUUAUGACUGCCUGAGAUUCCUCAUUACACACAACCCCACCAAUGCACAGCUGGGAAGGUUUAUAGAGGAUCUAAAGGCAUAUGGAGUAAACACCCUGGUGAGAGUGUGUGCUGCUACAUAUGACAAGACACCAGUGGAACAAGAAAGUAUACAAGUCCUGGAUUGGCCAUUUGACGAUGGCUCCGCCCCUCCAGAACAGGUGGUUGACGAUUGGCUGACCCUGCUGCAGACAAAGUUCAGAGAAGAGCCUGGUAGCUGUGUGGCUGUGCACUGUGUUGCUGGAUUAGGACGAGCUCCCGUGUUGGUGGCCCUGGCUCUAAUUGAGUGUGGGAUGGAAUAUGAAGAUGCUGUGCACUUCAUAAGACUGAAGCGUCGCGGAGCGUUCAACUCCAAGCAGCUGCUGUACCUGGAAAACUACAAACCUAAACUGUGUCUGCGCACCAAAGAUGCCAACGGACAGAGCUGCUCUGUACAGUAGGAAUCUCCAAGCCCAUACGUCUUCACUGCAGCUUCACAGGAGACGUUCACAUUUUGGCUGUUAAAUGGAAAGUGGACAUGUUUGGGGACCUCCUGUCAAAUUGCUGAAAAUCUUCUAAAAAAAAAAAAUGCAGACGUCUCAUUUGACAUCAUAAAUGAGCUUAAAAAAGUGGAGGUGUUAAAGUUUUUUUUUUUAGUUAGUUUUUUUUAGUUAGCUCUAUGGUCUGUGACCUCACCUUAAUAUGUAGCAACAAUACACACACACACACACACACACACACUUAGCCCAUUUAAGGUGAAACCACACAGUCAAGCAGAAUUCAUUUCAACUGUCGUCACUGUGAAACCAAGCUUGUUUGGUUGUCAAAGUUAAAAACAUUUAUUCCGCAGGUUACUUUCUCAAUUCACUGUUACAUGCGCAGCUACAAUAAAUGCUGAUAAGAGACUUGAUUUAAAUGUACUUUGUCAUUGGGAUACAUCACUUCAGCAUACACAAUUUAGUGCAACAUAGUGUAUGAUAGAGCGCCAGCAUAUACAGUGAUAUGUGAUAUUAGUCUUCCUGCUAACAAUUUAGCAUAGUCUAUAUUGAGGUGUUUAUGUGACAACAGUUCGGAAUGUACCGUUGUCUGAUAGGCUCCGUGCAGACACAGGAGCACGUACUAUUUAAGAUGGUGAAUAAAUAAGAUGGCAUUUAACAAAGUAGGAGUGAGCUUUUAGUGAUACAAACGUGUAGGUAAUGUUGGUGCCGUGGGUUUCCGUCGCUGUUAAACAGUUAAAUGUAAUAAUGGGGCAAUCUCCUGUGUGGAGCCAACAUGGCUGCCGCUGAAACCAGUCGCCAUAGUUCCUUGUCUGUCCCCAGCUCUGUACCUACUUAGCUCACUGGUCAGCUGCUGUGUUUGUAAGAUGCUGUUGGGUCUUUUGUGAUGUUAUUAUUUUUUCUGUAGGUUUUCUUUUCUUUCCCUGUGCCCUACCUAUUUGUACUUGUACUUGUUUAUUUAUUGAUUCCACAGUGUUUCUUUGUGAAAUGUCUGUCUGCUAGGAAAACAGAUCUAGUAGCCUUGUUGGAAAAUUAAAAGUGUUUAGUAAUGUAA
Molecule: messenger RNA, 2613 nt
Organism: Perca fluviatilis (European perch)
Lineage: Eukaryota; Metazoa; Chordata; Actinopteri; Perciformes; Percidae
Product: protein tyrosine phosphatase type IVA 2-like
Exons: 8
Coding region: 1017-1523 (168 amino acids)
Biological process (GO): protein dephosphorylation
Cellular component (GO): nucleus
Molecular function (GO): protein tyrosine phosphatase activity
Source: RefSeq, a predicted model, not a curated record